Messenger RNA from Linnemannia hyalina, 1263 nucleotides. The record is from the annotation of a GenBank genome assembly. NCBI's taxonomy places the organism in Eukaryota, Fungi, Mortierellomycota, Mortierellomycetes, Mortierellales, Mortierellaceae.
AUGCCAGACCUGACGAGCGUGUUUCGCGCGACAGUCCAGGACUUGAGCCAGGCUUCUGGCAACAUGUCUGGCAUCCGAUCUCCCAACCCUGUUACGGCUCACACUACUAAACCAACACCGGACCCCUGGCUUAAGGAAGCACAUCAAAUCUCCAGGACGAUGGCAGAUCUUCGCGCAUUCAUUAUCACAACACGCCCCGCCUACCUCAACCUCUCACGCGGAAGUGGUACAGGAUCCUUGACCAGCUCGCGGAUGGGCCCUCCUCGUCGUUCGGACUCGAUACCCAGCAGCAACGGAGGAGGAUAUCGUAGUGUGGCAGGAACUACUUCUUCCAAGGUCUUGCAGGAGCUCUUAGAUACUGUCGCAUCGCUGACUUCAUUAUCCGAUAAGGAUCGUGAUAGUAUUGAUACCCAGGUCAAGGUCAUGAUGCGACAAAUUAAAGGCGCUAUUGAAGAACUUGAGUCUCUUGAGCAAGAGCGCAGGAAGAAACAACGUGCAAAUGCUGCAGCUGGGGGCGGAGGUUUCAACCAGCUCUUGGCCGCAGCUGCAAGCACGAUGGGGGCUUCAGGACCGGUCGACCAGUUGGCUCAGCAUUGCCAAGGUGUGACUCUCUACUUGAACGAACGACUUGCCAGUCUGGCCACUUUGCACAAGGACCAGUAUGAAGUCAGGAUAGCACGAGAGUUGGAGAAACGCGAAAGCUCACUCUAUAAGGCAUUGCCGAAACCAACGCAGGGCGGAGCAAACGGAUAUGGAAUGACGCAACGCAGGAACUUUAACGAUACCACCUCUACAGCGACGCUACCACUAUCGGUGCCAGGAUCACCCUUCACAGCAGCAGGAGGACCAGGUUCUAAUGGCUUUGGUGGCAACAGAUCGGAUCUUUCAAAGGGUGUCUCAUCAUCACACGACUAUUACUCCCGGCAAGGUGGCGGAUCGGCGGAUGAUCAGGACUUUGAGCAGGGUCUGACCGCCCAGGAGCGACAGAUGCUAGAAAUGGAGAACGAGAAUAUUGUCCGCAAACUCGAGACCGAGCUCAACCAAGUCCGGCAAUUGGAAACAUCGAUGAUUGAGCUAUCGACGCUGCACUCGACCAUCCAGGAACAUCUCGAGAUCCAGACCCUACAGACGAAUCGGUUGCAUGAGGAGGCCCAGACGGCUAUCAACCAUAUUGAUGCAGGAAAUGAGCAACUGAUCAAGGCUGGCAAACGAAAUAACAGCACGCGCAAGUGGAUCCUUUUCUUCCUCAUUCUUGCCAGGUAA